Messenger RNA from Salarias fasciatus (jewelled blenny), 992 nucleotides. It is a transcript of the gene bud31, whose product is annotated as BUD31 spliceosome associated protein. The record is from RefSeq and is a predicted model, not a curated record. The transcript is spliced from 4 exons. Gene Ontology annotation, cellular component: nucleus; spliceosomal complex. Gene Ontology annotation, biological process: mRNA splicing, via spliceosome. The coding region runs from base 78 to 512 and encodes 144 amino acids. Lineage: Eukaryota; Metazoa; Chordata; Actinopteri; Blenniiformes; Blenniidae.
UUAAAUCUGUGCGACUGUUCCUUACUCCGGAACGAACGAAAACACACAGAGAUAAUUUUCUACGAAAAAAGAGCAAAAUGCCCAAAGUGAAGAGGAGUAGAAAGCCCCCUCCGGAUGGCUGGGAACUCAUCGAGCCAACUUUAGAUGAGCUGGAUCAGAAAAUGAGAGAAGCUGAAACAGAGCCUCACGAGGGAAAGCGAAAGGUGGAGUCCCUUUGGCCAAUUUUCAGGCUCCAUCAUCAGCGAAGUCGGUACAUCUACGACCUGUUCUACAAGCGGAAAGCCAUCAGCAGAGAGCUGUACGAGUACUGCAUAAAGGAGGGCUAUGCCGACAAGAACCUGAUUGCCAAGUGGAAGAAGCAGGGCUAUGAAAACUUGUGCUGCCUUCGCUGCAUCCAAACACGAGACACCAACUUUGGGACCAACUGCAUCUGCAGAGUUCCAAAGAGCAAACUGGAAGUCGGCCGAAUCAUUGAAUGCACCCACUGUGGAUGCAGAGGAUGCUCUGGCUGAGUCUUGUCUUUUGGACUCCUUUGCUAGUGUGUUCUUUUUUUUUUAUUCCUUUAGUCGUUGGACGCCAUGGUUCACCCAGCCUUCAUUAAUCCAGUCAUCGGUUUGUUGACAUCCUCGCCGUCAUCCUCAACUGCCCUUAUAAGGGAUCAAUAAAAUUACUUUUCUAUUUUGUAGCACAGCAGAGCAUCAGUGAAAGGGGCCAUAUUGCCUUGACUCAGUUGGGUUUUUGUUGUCUGUGUUUGCGUUCUUACCCAGCUGUGAGCCUUCAUCUCCCAAAGGUCACACAUGGGAUGUUAAGAUGAGGUUUUUCUCUGUGGGGCCUGCCAUUCCAGUUAGUCUUACUCGCUGUGAAGAUCAUUGCUGAUGUGCUUUUAUUUCAUUUACCGAGGGCUGGAAGGAAGUGAUUUUUACAUUUAAAAUCGCAAAACAUUUUUCUGUAUCGUCGUCGUAGUCUGAUUUUAAAUAAAACAUUUCACAUUC